Molecule: messenger RNA, 732 nt
Organism: Spirometra erinaceieuropaei
Lineage: Eukaryota; Metazoa; Platyhelminthes; Cestoda; Diphyllobothriidea; Diphyllobothriidae
Source: the annotation of a GenBank genome assembly
AUGCCGGCUGAACUUUCCUCUGGAGCCGUAGCCCCAAGACAGAGCGACGGAACGCGGGCGUUCCCUUUACCAUCCGAAACGAGUGGUGGGUUUCUACGUAAUCGUCGGCUGCGACGACGAUGGCCUCCUUCACUUACGAGCCUACGCCGAACACCGCCUCAUUCUGGUCAGCACUUUCUUCAUCCCUCCAGUGAGGGAGAAAGCCACUUAGGUGCACCUCCAUUGCUGCACUGGCAGCUGCUGGACUAUGUUCUCGUUCGGCGGCGAAAUUGGCAGAACGUGAUGGUGUCCAAGGUGAUCUGCAACGCCGAUGGCUGGACGGACCACCGCCUUAUCAUUUCCAAGAUGGGCUUCCCUCUGCAACCACACAGGAGGCCACAAUGUAAGUGACUCCCAGUAAGGCUUUGCCUGCUCAACGUUUGCAUUUCAGCAACAAACAGGCGCAGCGGCUGCAAGACAUACCAGCUGCAGAUAAAAACGUCUCCGUGGAGAGCCGAUGGUGCCUGCUACGAGACGGCGUUCAUUCAGCUGCCUUGGCCGUCCUCGGCCACGCACUUCGCCAGAAUCAGCACCUGGUUCGAGGAAAACGCCGCAGUCAUCGGCAACCUGCUCGCCAAGAACAGGCUGCACAGUGCCUACGUUGACCGUGCGACCUAUGCGAACAAAGCGACCUUCCACCAAUGUCGCCGCCUAGCGCAACAACGUUUGCGCGAAAUGAGCACGCCUGAAUGA